Molecule: messenger RNA, 870 nt
Organism: Enterobius vermicularis (human pinworm)
Lineage: Eukaryota; Metazoa; Nematoda; Chromadorea; Rhabditida; Oxyuridae
Source: the annotation of a GenBank genome assembly
AUGAGCUUCCUUGGGUUUCAUGGACGAGUUGUUAUAGUCACUGGAGCAGGUCGUGGUAUUGGAUACUGUUAUGCCAAGGAAUUUGCGAAACGUGGAGCAACAGUUAUAGAUAUACAUAUCACUUCUGCGGUAGACGCGCCUUUUUUGGUUAUUCUUCAGGUGGCGAACGAAAUCCGUGAAAGCGGGGGAAAAGCAGUUGCUAAUUUUGAUAACGUUGAGGAUGGCAAACGUAUAAUUCAGAAGGUGGUUUCUGAAUUUGGCAAAGUUGACGUUGUAGUUAACAACGCUGGUUUUCUGCGUGACAAGUCGUUUAAAAAUAUGUCGGAGCAAGAAUGGGAGGCCGUCUAUACGGUACAUUUGAAAAGUGCUUACAAAUUAUCUAAAGCAGUCUGGCCGCACUUCAUCACCCGGAAAUUUGGUAGAUUAAUUUUUGUUUCUUCUAAUUCGGGCAUUUACGGGAACUUUGGGCAAGCCAAUUAUGCAGCUGCAAAAUGUGGCUUGCUUGGAUUUUCAAAGACGUUAUCUGCAGAAGGAGCAAAGUAUAAUAUUAAUUCUAACGUAAUUGUCCCAACAGCAGUUUCACGUAUGACGAAAGAUGUUUUCCCUGAACGCUACUUAAGCUACAUGAAUCCAGAGUUGGUUGCGCCAAUGGUCGUGUACUUGGCCCACGAAAAUUGCCGGGAAACAGGAAAAAUAUAUGAGGCAGCAGGAGGUUGGUUUGGACAAGGUGCGUUUUUUGUUACGCCAGAAUUCACGACAUUACUGUCACUUACUCGCUGCUGCUUUAUGGAAACUUUUCAGUUCUUUCGUUCAAAAGGCAAAUUCUUGCGUGGUGCGACAGCAGAAGAUGGUAGGUGUUUUAACUUAUAA